Messenger RNA from Striga asiatica, 684 nucleotides. The record is from the annotation of a GenBank genome assembly. NCBI's taxonomy places the organism in Eukaryota, Viridiplantae, Streptophyta, Magnoliopsida, Lamiales, Orobanchaceae.
AUGCCGGAAACCGGCGACCGGCAACCGGAGUUCGGCGAAAUCGAGGAGAUAAUCGACGAAGUCGACGCAAAGUUCAACCGUUUCAAGAAUUUUGACGUGAAGCUCAACCACCCGCCACUCGACCACCACCACUACGACUUAUUCAACCUGAAAAGCUGGAAAAACCCGAUUUCGACCACCCAUAACAAAACCGCGAUCCAAAACGAGCUCAAAACGUUCGCCAAAAACGUCCCGAGUUGGAUUUUCGCGCGGUCUUACAAGCACAGAAUCGACCUAAUGCGAGCCGCGAUUAUCGGCCCGCCAAACACGCCCUUCCACGGCUGCUUGUUCUUUUUUGACCUCAAAUUCCCCGAAAACUACCCGGAAAAACCACCCAAGAUUCACUACCGCCCCUACGGGCUCGACUUGCACCCGAGCCUCCUCCGCACGGACGGCAAAAUUACCAUAUUACCCCUGUCGGAAAACAAAUGGUACGACCGGCUCAAGCAAAACUACUUGCCCGGAAUAGCUAACAAAAAGUGGAAUCCCGACGAGUCGAACAACCUCAUGCUCGUUUUUCGCGCGAUUCGAGACGAGCUAACUGCGGUUAAAUUAGAGCCGCGUGACAAGAACAACAGGAAGAUUUUCGCGCUGACGUGUCAGAAGAUGAUGAGGGUAUUGAAAGAGCCUCCCUCGGAUUUUUGA